UGUUCCUUAAUCCGUCCUACAUAGCAAUAUCGUGAAUUUUGUGAUCGUGAAAAAUCCAUGAUGCCUAAUGACAACUCAAUAAGCCAACUGAACAUUUCAAAUCAAGAUGUCAUAGAAGAGAGUCUAAAUACUUCUGAUUCAGAAUUUGACGAUGCUCUUGCUGUGUCUGACUGCUUGGAAAACCAUGAAAAUGGGGAGUCCAGUGAUAAUAUUCAAGGAAAUUGUCAAAGGGUUCAAUCUAAUGACACAGAACAACCGAGGAUUAUACCGUUCACAGGAAUAUAUUCACUGUCUGUAAAGUUUGACAGUCGAAGCUGCGCAACAUUCAUUCCCGGUGAAGAUAUAACUGUAAAGAUAAUAGAUAGCGAGCGCAGUGUUACAACGCAUCCAUUGAAUCCAAAUUUAUACACAAUAGAGUUCAAACAUGGCUCUUUUGUUUGGACCGCUAAGAAAAGAUACAGCGACAUUCAGCAUCUUCAUAACCAAUUAAAGAUAUUCAGGGCAAGUUUGAAUAUUCCAUUUCCGACAAGAAAUCACAGAAAACAUAGAAAUAGUUUGAAAAAUCUUGGAGAUGAUCAAGAGAAGCGACGGAACAGAGGGGCUCUUCCCAGAUUCCCCAACAGACCAGAGAGUCUCGUGGCAAACGAACGAUUACCCCAAAGAAUGGAAAUGCUUGAGAAUUAUCUUGGGAAUUUAUUAAAAAUUGAGAUCUACAAGUGUCAUCCAGAAACAAUUAAAUUCAUGGAAUUGUCACGUUUAUCGUUCAUCGACGAUCUUGGAGGAAAAGGAAGAGAAGGAUUAGUUCUGAAACGCACUGGGUCAGGCACUCAAGCGACCUGUUGCUUUUGGAAUUUGUGGAAACUUAUAGGAUGCUUCCGAUGUAAUGUUUUUUGCACAUCUGUAUGGGGUACCUGGCAUGCGAGACAUCUAGUUGUCAAAGACACAUUUGUGGUGUAUAUCAACCCGAAGGAUGGAACGAUCCAAACUGUCAUCCUGAUGGACAGCGGUUUUGAAGUCAGCUCAGGAAUGUACUCGACGGGAUUGAAGAAUGUCUUGCAAAUCAUGAAUUUAAGCAGACAUAUAGUUUUAAAAUGUCGGUCACGAAGGAAGACAAAGGAAUGGCUCGAAUUCUUGCAGAAUGUCGCCAAUACUGAGGGAAAACAAUUUAUCCAAGAGAAUCCUCACAAAUCAUUCGCUCCCUACAGACCGCAAACACCAGCUGCUUGGUACGUCGAUGGCUCUGAUUACAUGACUGCUGUUGCGGACGCUCUUGAAAACGCUAGUCAAGAAAUCUUCAUUGCUGAUUGGUGGCUCUCGCCUGAGAUUCACUUGAAGAGACCUGCUAAUCACAAUGAUUAUUGGCGUCUAGAUAAAAUACUUCAACGUAAAGCGUUAAAUGGAGUCAAAGUAUUCGUAAUGCUUUAUCACGAUGUCAAACGCGUCCUACAGUUGGACAGUUCCUACAGCAAGCAGAAACUCCUUGAAAGCGGUUCGAAGAAUAUAAAAGUACUUCGGCACCCAAAUCCUAUGCGAGACGGUGUUCUUCUAUGGGCUCAUCACGAGAAAAUCGUCGUCGUAGACCAAACAAUCGCAUUUCUUGGUGGACUCGAUCUUUGCUACGGGCGUUGGGAUAAUCACAAGCACCAAUUAACUGACCUCGGAAAUACUUCUCAUGCCUGCAUCUACACUCCCCGGACAGGGAAUGAAAUAACCACCAGUUCCGGACGAACAUCGAAUAUGGAAAUCCACAAGCACGUUUUGCGAACUUUAGCUGCUAAGACGAACGAAGUUGCUCUAUCGACAACAAAAUUUUUAUUCAAUACACACAAUAAUGAAGAACCAUUCACGAAAAUACCCGAAAGUGAUUCUUCGGAAUUCCAAUGGAAAAACUUCUUUACCAAGGCUCUCGACAAUGUUGCUGGAGUCAAGAGUUGCAUGACGAUAAAAAGAAAAGAGAGAAUGAACGAGGUUCACAGUGCAAAUGAACGCAACGAGGAAGAGGCCGGCAACCAUGAAGUUGAUCAUGUGUUUGUACAAAAUUCUGACGAUACUGAGGGCACGAGCAAUGCGGAUUUUCAUGCCAGUCAUUCUUCGACCGGUGAUACGAGACUCUGGCUAGGCAAAGAUUACACCAAUUCUAUAGUCAAGAAUUUCGAAGAUCUCGAGCACCCUUAUCAGGAUUUGGUGGACCGUAACACAACUCCUCGAAUGCCUUGGCACGAUAUCGGCAUAAUGGUACAAAAUUGUGCAGCAAGAGACGUUGCUCGACACUUUAUACAACGUUGGAAUGCGAUUAAGAUGAAUAAGCCUUAUAAACUUAAUCCGAUGUACCCAUUUCUAUUACCAAAAUCGUACAAAAAUUUUAAAAUUCAUUCAAACGUUGUAAACCAUCCAGCUGUUCAUCAAAUUCGGUGUCAAGUACUAAGAUCCGUUAGUUCCUGGUCCGCUGGAUUUCUGGAACCGGAGACUAAGGAACAGAGCAUUCACGAAGCUUAUAUCGAUGCGAUAACGAAUGCGAAACGAUAUAUCUACAUAGAAAAUCAGUUUUUCAUAAGUCUCGCUACGACGGAUCAUACUUCAGUGCAAAAUCGAAUUGCGGAUACUCUUUUGAAACGAAUACUUCGAGCCGUUAAAGAAAAGGCGAUUUUCCGAGUUUUUGUUGUAUUGCCAUUGCUACCAGGUUUCGAAGGACAAGUCGGGGAGGAUAGUGGGGCUUACCUCCACACGAUAACCCAUUGGAAUUAUGCAUCAAUAUCAAGAGGCAAAGAUUCUAUCAUCGAACAAUUGAGAGCUUCCGGAAUUGCAGAUCCAAGCGAAUACAUUACAUUCCACGGUCUGAGGACUCAUUCACUUCUCAAUUGUACAAUGGUCACUGAGCUCAUUUAUGUUCAUAGUAAAUUAAUGAUCGUCGAUGAUGAUACUGUCAUUUGUGGAUCUGCUAAUAUCAACGACAGAAGUUUGAUUGCGACGAGAGACAGUGAAAUUGCCGCAAUUAUACACGAUGAAGAAUUCACUGAAAACAACAUUGGUGGCGUAACUCUGCAAUGUGGGAAAUUUGCUGGUUCUCUACGCAAACAUCUUUUCCGAGAACAUCUUGGUCUGUUGGAGUCUGACGAAGAAAUAGAGCUGAAUAACAUUACAGACAAGAGCUUUUAUCACGACGUUUGGCAAGCUCGAAGCAAAAAAAAUACAGAAACAUUUGAGCAAGUUUUCCAAUGUAUCCCUUCGAACAAAGUGGCGAAUUUCGCUGCACUGAAACUUUAUCAGAAAGAAACACCAUUAAGUCAAUCCAAUAUUGUUUUGGCUCAAAAGUUACUAGCAAACGUAAAAGGUCAUCUCGUCGACUUGCCUCUGAAUUUCUUAGCCUACGAGACUCUAACACCAGCCACAACAUCUGUCGAAGGAAUUUUACCCACAUCUCUCUGGGUUUAAAAGUAGUAAAAAUUUAUAUUAUCUUUGUGGCAAUAAUAACAAUAAUUUGUGCACUUAACGAUUACUAUCGAAUCGUUAAGUGCACAAAUGUUAUUGCAUUUUUAUCAUGCAUUUUAUAUUUUAUGUGUAUAGAUAAUGAUAGUUUUUAAAGCCUACACUGUGUGGUAAUAUAGUGACUUUGUAGAGGCGACUUUCAACUGAAUUGUUUAAAGUUUUAAAGAUUCAAAAAACAAAUAUCAGAAAGAUCAACCGUUCUGUAUUGAGACAUUAAAACUCAUCGAAAGACGUUUCACGUGUUUCACAGAAAAGCAGUGAAAAAUUUCACGUUUUACACGAUAACUUCGAACAGCUUCUCUAAAGGUUUUCUAUUUCUCAUUUUCAUUCAGAGAGGUAUAAUCAAGAAUUUGAAAAUAAUUCAAAUUGUGAUCUUUCAAUUUAAAAAAUAAGCGAUAUCAUUUGCCAAAUUGACAAUUGCCUGGAGAAACGUCCAGUAAUCAGCGUUCGUGGACAAAUACUAAAAAAAAAGCUUCAUUGUUCGAAUAUAAACACAGUAGCGAUAAUGCACAGUGUUUGCGUCAAGCAUGUCGUCACUGCAUGAUGAUUCGUUCGUCGUUGCGAGUCUAGUAUAGUGUAUGUCAGAUACAGAGCGCAUAACAAAAAUAAGAACAUUUGUUUUGUAAGACGAGCGAGAGUAACGAUAUCAGGAAGAGACAUAAGAAACUUGACGACGGAGCCUGUUAUUCCAUCGAACGAAUCAGUAAUAAUUAAAAGACUCCUACAUCCUUCUGGAAACUGGAA
Messenger RNA from Venturia canescens, 4230 nucleotides. RefSeq names its product phospholipase D2-like. The record is from RefSeq and is a predicted model, not a curated record. Gene Ontology annotation, molecular function: phosphatidylinositol binding; D-type glycerophospholipase activity. The transcript is spliced from 14 exons. NCBI's taxonomy places the organism in Eukaryota, Metazoa, Arthropoda, Insecta, Hymenoptera, Ichneumonidae. The coding region runs from base 58 to 3432 and encodes 1124 amino acids. Gene Ontology annotation, biological process: phospholipid catabolic process; intracellular signal transduction; regulation of vesicle-mediated transport. Gene Ontology annotation, cellular component: intracellular membrane-bounded organelle.